This is a messenger RNA of Haemonchus placei, 261 nucleotides long. Lineage: Eukaryota; Metazoa; Nematoda; Chromadorea; Rhabditida; Trichostrongylidae. The record is from the annotation of a GenBank genome assembly.
AUUCCUCUACGUUUUUUACCACUGAACCGAACGGAUCACCGAGCCGAGCAAAGCUUCAACUUCGCAACGGUGGCGCAGCUGGUAGGAUGGUGGACUGCUGUUGUGCGCGACCUCGACCGUAAAGAUUUUCACGUCUGUCCAGACGGUGUUCGAGAGCCGGCCCGCACGAACUGCUGCCGGAAGCUUCUGGCUUUUUUCCAGUCUGUUCUUCUUUGCUGCUUCGCUGAGCAUUUGGCCUCGGAAGGAGCGGUGACUGUGUAA